Molecule: messenger RNA, 1560 nt
Organism: Bathycoccus prasinos
Lineage: Eukaryota; Viridiplantae; Chlorophyta; Mamiellophyceae; Mamiellales; Bathycoccaceae
Exons: 1
Coding region: 1-1560 (519 amino acids)
Biological process (GO): phosphatidylserine biosynthetic process
Molecular function (GO): L-serine-phosphatidylethanolamine phosphatidyltransferase activity
Source: RefSeq, a predicted model, not a curated record
AUGGACGCCAACGGUGUUUCUGUUCGUAACAAUACAAACAACAGAAAAUCACUCUCUUUUCUCUUCGUAUACGUGCUCGUUUUAGCGUACCAAGCGUUGAAUGAUGACAUUGGUCAACGCAACAUUAGGGGAAAUGAUGUGUCAGAAACGAGGACAGCAUCAUCGAGUUCCUCGACGAAAAAAGGCCUCUUCUUCGCCUACGUGUCCUACCUCGUGUACUCGUUCCUCCAAGGUGAAGACACGCACAUGUUUCGCCCACACCCGGGCGUCUGGAGGUGCGUGCACGGGAGUUUUGUCCUGUACCUCUUGUUCCUGGUGUUUUUGGUGUUUCAAGAGACGAAAGAACAGGCGAGAGCGAGGGUGUUUGCGUUUUGGGAUUCAAACUUAAUGUUCGCGGGUGAAGAUGAUGAGAAGAUGUUCCCGUACGAGGAACGGACGUACGCGACGGAUUGUCGAGUUUUUACUCCGGAGCAAUGCAAUCUAGCAAGUUUUGGGUCCUGUUUCCAGAACGUGAAGAACACGAUACUGGAUGAGUUUUUUCUCGCGCACGUGCUCGGCUGGUUCGGGAAGGCGUUGGCCAUUCGCGAUUGGCACUUGUUGUGGGCGUAUUCGAUUUUGUUCGAACUGAUGGAGGUGACGUUUAGGCAUUGGUUGAAGAAUUUUGACGAGUGCUGGUGGGAUUCGUGGGUGUUGGACGUGUUGGUGUGUAACUUUGGCGGGAUGUGGGUCGGGAUGCGGGCGACGAAGUAUUUCGCGACGACCAACGUUGGUAGGGGUAGUUAUAGCGGGAGCAGUAGGGAGGAAAGUAGCGAAGGAGUUGAAGAUCAUGGUUUUACUGAGAGAGUGAUAGAUGAUUUCGAGGAGAGUAGUAGUAGCGAGGAGGAUGAAUACGACGAAGAUGGACAAGAAGGAGAAGAUGAUGAGAACGAGAUGAAGAACAAACCGGCGGCGGCGGCGCGUUCUUCCGAGCGCACGAAAGAUGAAAGCGAUGGAAAGAAAAACCGCCAUCACAGACGACGUCCGUCGUCGAAUUUCGUUCGCGUCGCGCGAAAAUCGAUCGAAAAUUACAUCCUUCCGGAGAAAGGACAUAACUGGUAUCGUUACGAAUGGCAGCCGUUCAAGACUCCCGGUCGUUUCAUUCAGUGCGUGUUCCUCAUCGGUAUGUGUUUAUCGUUUGAAUUGAACGCGUUCUUCUUGAAGUUCAUUUACGGCAUACCUCCGCCGCAUAUUUUGAACACUUUACGUUUAGUGCUUUGGUUUGCACAGGCAAAUAUUGCCAUCAGAGAGUAUUACGUGUUCAUAACGGACGAGCGCGGGAUUUGGAAAGCUCAGUUAGGCGCGAACGCGUGGUUGGCGAUUGCCGCCAUGGCGAUGGAGUUUCUGGUGAUUCUGAAACACGGGGACGGUUUGUUCACGGCAAAGUGGCCAAAAGCGGUCGUCCGGUGUUGGUUAGCGGUUAGUGCAGUUAUAGUUGGUGGAUUGAUCGUCUGGCAGUUUAAGAAGGAGAAGGAGAGAAGAGUGAUGACGAAGACAAAGUACAAGAACAAGAAGAACAUUUAG